UGGGCCCCCAGUGUCAGAGCGGACCCAAGCUAGCUAGGUCGCGGACCCCCACAGGGUGGGCCCGGUUCGGUCAGGUGGGCACGAGGUUUGGUGGCUAAUCUGCCCCCAUGGAAGGGCGAGGACCAUAUCGGAUCUACGACCCCGGUGGUGAGGGCAAGCAAGGAGAGGCAUCUGCAGCUUUUGAGCAUCUAGUGGAGGAGAAUUCCCGACUGAAGGAAAAAAUGCAAGGGAUAAAGACGUUAGGGGAACUGUUGGAAGAGUCCCAGAUGGAAGCAUCCAAGCUGCGUCAAAAGGUAGAGGAACUGGCCAAGGACAAUGAGCUUCUCCCACCAUCUCCUCCUUCAUCUUCCUUUGACCACCUAGCUGAGCUCACAGGAGGGAAUACAAACCUUGAAUUGCCUCCAGUCAGUCCAGCUGGCUCUAGGAAUGAGCAGGCGCCUACAGUUCAGAAGACUCCUUCCAGUGGUGCCUCAUCUGAGUUUGAAGUUGUCUCUCCAGAGGAACAUAAAUCACCAUCAGGUGGCAGAGGGAACAGUGAUAUGUUGGAUUUGACGCCCUUGCCUAAAGAGGACAGUAACUUGAUGUUACAUUUGCAGCGGUUAGAGAGCACCCUAAGUGUCUGUGCAGAAGAGCCUGACCAUACGCAGGUCUUCACCCACCUGGGCCGCAUGGCCCUAGAAUUCAAUCGGCUGGCUUCUAAAGUUCAUAAGAAUGAACAGAGGACUUCCAUCCUUCAGACACUGUGCGAACAGCUCCGAAAUGAGAAUGAGGCCCUUAAAGCCAAAUUGGAAAAGGAUUUGGAGCAGAGGGACCAGGCCACCGAGAAGCUUCGGGAAGAGAACCUAGAGCUAAAGAAGUUGGUUAUGAGCAGUAGUGGCAAAGAAGGAGCCACUGGGUUGCCAGGUGGAUUAAGAAUGGAGGUCUCAGGCCGGAAAUCGCUGGCAAGGCAGCAGCAGGCUGCUAUGAGCCCAGGUAAUAUUCCUGAGGCAGGAACAAUGGGAGCUACUGAGAAGAAAGUGAAGAUCCUUGAGCAGCAGCGGAGUGAGCUUCUGGAAGUGAACAAGCAGUGGGACCAGCAUUUUCGUUCCAUGAAGCAGCAGUAUGAACAGAAGAUCACAGAACUACGACAGAAAUUGGCCGAUUCCCAGAAGCAAGUGAGUGAGUUGGAGUCUGACCGAGAGCAGAAGCAGAGGGACUUUGACAGAAAGCUGCUCCUGGCCAAGUCCAAGAUUGAAAUGGAGGAGGCUGAUAAAGAAAGAUUAACAGCAGAAGGAAAGGAUCUGAGACAGAGGGCUAAGUAUCUCCAGGAUCAGCUGGCUCCCCUUACUCGACAGCGAGAAUACCAGGAGAAAGAGAUCCAGCGUCUGAACAAGGCCUUGGAGGAAGCCUUGAACAUUCAGGCUUCUCCACCCACUGCAUUUGGAAGUCCUGAAGGCCCCGGAGGGCUCCUGCAGAAACAAGAACUGCUGACCCAGAAUGAAUUAUUAAAACAACAAGUAAAGAUCUUUGAAGAGGACUUUCAGAGAGAACGGAGUGAUCGUGAACGAAUGAAUGAGGAAAAGGAAGAGCUGAAGAAGCAGUUGGAGAAGCUCCAGGCCCAGGUUACCCUGUCUAAUGCCCAGCUAAAGGCUUUCAAGGAGGAGGAGAAAGCCAGGGAAGCACUCAGGCAACAGAAACGUAAGAUGAAGGCCUCAGGAGAGAGAUACCACAUGGACCCUCUCCCAGAGCAUAUCUGUGGGGCCUAUCCCUUUGCAUGCCAACCAGUAACCCCACUCCUGCACCACCAUGGUUUUGAUGACUGGUCAGAAAUCCGAUAUCCACCACCCCCAAUGGCCACAGAACAUCCACCUCCAAUCCCCAACUCUCGCCUCUUUCAUCUGCCAGAAUAUGCUUGGCGCUCCCCAUGUGGUGUGAUGAGGAACCAGAGCUCCCAGGUUGAUGCUGCCUUGGUCCAGCCUUCAGAUCCUGAACCGACUGAUCAUGGAUUACCAAAGAACUAGAGGCCAAUCUAACCGUAUGACCAGAGCUGCUAUUGAAAAAAAAAAAUGGAUGGAUGGGGCUGUAGGAGCACAGGGGUGGGGUCUGGGCCUUGUGUCUGUGUCUUCACCUCACCUCCAACUUGGACCCUUCACAGAUAACUGGGUUUUCUGCUUGCUAUGAGCUCUUUGUUUUCCAGCAGGAGUGCCUCUGGAAGACUUUUGUUUCCCAUCUAGGCAAAGGAAAGAUUGGAUAAGAGAGGAACUGGGAUCUAGAUCUCAGAGAAAAGGAGAGAGGAGCCACAUGGCUUUGACACUCCACAAUUGGUCAGAAUCUUCCAGGUAACACAGUCAGGAGCUGUUGACUGUUUUUUUCCCUUCUCUGAUCCUCCUUCCUGAAUAGUCAUAUCUUCUCUUGGAAAUACUUCCAUUGUAGUAUGUGUUGGUCAGGGUAUAAAUUUUUAUUUUCAGACUCUAAAAGUCACUUCCUAGCAUCCACUUCAGAAAAAGAUGCUGUAGAGAGAACUGUAUUGUUUUAGGAGAAAAGUUGACAAGAUGUUAAUGUUUCUGGUUAAGACUAGCCCCAUUUUUGAACCUUAACUUUUCUCCCAGUUUUUUCCUCCAGCCAUACUGGCUAGAUACUUUGUAGGGUUUCCUGUGCCUCAAAUUGUGUGGCAAGAGUGUUUGGGUUCUUGGCUUGUGAUCACCCUGGUCUUUCCCUCAUUUGUUCCCAAAGUUUGAAAAUAGACUUGGGAAUAUGGCUCUAGGAGGAGAGCAAGGAAAAAGAGAACACAGUGAUGACAUGAACUGAAGAGUGAUUGGGUGGCUCAGGCCAGCUGUUAUGAUGAUUCUAAGACAGAAAACAAAGCUGAAGUUUUUACCCGGUUUUUCUUCAUGUCCUUUUUCUUACUUCAUGGAGGCCUCUAUGCUCUUCGACUUGCUAAGUCACUCCCUUGCCUGGCCACUUUUGUCACUUGGCUCUUUUUGCCAGAUUCCAUCUCUAUUUCUCCUUACUUUCCAAGGAUGAGCCUGGGGAUGGGCUUUCCCAUUCCCUUCACCUUUGGGAAGAUCCAAAAGGGGUUUUGUGGAGCCAGCCGUGGUCCCAUUGUCUGUUCCUUGAGACCCACCCCUCUCCCAUAGCCAUGCCCUCUGGCAGCUUUCCCUUCCUUAGGAAGUCUCACUUUUCCAGAUGAAUACUGUGGACUUAAGCAAGCAACACACCUCAGGGUCUCAGACUCUGGAAGUCAGCACAUGUGAAAAUGAAAAAAGCCCUUGGUUUCUCACCAGGGCAGUACAUUGUUAGGAUUUUCUUCUUUCAGAGUCAAGAUGUACCACUUGUUUGGCGCUUUGGGGCUGAAGGGCUAGCUAAGCACUCCCCUUGCACCCAUUGGCCAAUCUCCCACUGAUCGCUUCCGGAGGAG
This is a messenger RNA of Gracilinanus agilis (Agile Gracile Mouse Opossum), 3397 nucleotides long. It is a transcript of the gene TNIP1, whose product is annotated as TNFAIP3 interacting protein 1. Lineage: Eukaryota; Metazoa; Chordata; Mammalia; Didelphimorphia; Didelphidae. The record is from RefSeq and is a predicted model, not a curated record. The transcript has 18 exons. The coding region runs from base 108 to 2000 and encodes 630 amino acids. Gene Ontology annotation, biological process: regulation of transcription by RNA polymerase II; cellular response to lipopolysaccharide; negative regulation of canonical NF-kappaB signal transduction.